Molecule: messenger RNA, 498 nt
Organism: Acanthoscelides obtectus
Lineage: Eukaryota; Metazoa; Arthropoda; Insecta; Coleoptera; Chrysomelidae
Source: the annotation of a GenBank genome assembly
UUGAACAUAUACUUCCAUUCUGAGCAUUGCCUCAUCCAAAUACGAGAAAUAUUAUACGGGACAGUUUGUCAUUUAAAUUUAGAAUGUGAUAUUUCCGUCUUAAUUUUGGGUCGAAAUAAAUUCAUCCCCUCUCAUCAUGAUUAUCUUUUAGGAUUAUGAAUAUUUGGAUAUGUGUCGUAUACUGUUUAUCGUGUCAUCAGCAUAUAAAAUGACGAGCAUGGAGAAUGUUAUCGACAGCAAAACUUACCUUCAUCAUGGCAUAUUUCUUCAAAAACUUGUCAUCGCUACCAGCAAAGGCGUAAACGUUGACUGCUAACAUCAAAACUACUGCACAUAUCGCCUUCAUUGUGGCCUCUGAAAAAAACACAUUCAUAUCAAUAUUUGCACGGCUUCCACAUACUAAUAGGAUUAAAGAAAUACCCAACGUAAUCCUUUUUAUUUCACAAGCAAAACUUAUCUACAACAAUAUCCGGAAAUGCAAGAUUAUGAUACGUAGGU